GCUCUGGCUGACUAUGUCCAUGCCCGGGGCCUGAAGUUGGGCAUUUAUGGCGACCUGGGCACCCUCACUUGUGGGGGCUACCCAGGCACCACGCUGGACCGUGUGGAGCAGGAUGCCCAGACCUUUGCUGAGUGGGGUGUGGACAUGCUGAAGCUGGAUGGGUGCUACUCGUCAGCAGAGGAGCAAGCGAAGGGCUACCCAGCAAUGGCAAGGGCCUUGAACGCCACAGGUCACCCCAUCGUCUACUCCUGCAGCUGGCCAGCGUAUCAGGGGGGGCUCCCCCCCAAGGUGAACUACACCGUCCUGGCAGAGGUCUGCAACCUGUGGCGUAACUACGAUGACAUCCAGGACUCCUGGGACAGUGUGCUUUCCAUCCUGGACUGGUUCUUUGCAAACCAGGACGUGCUGCAGCCAGCGGCUGGCCCUGGCCACUGGAAUGACCCUGACAUGCUCAUCAUUGGAAACUUUGGCCUUAGCUAUGAGCAGUCACGCUCCCAAAUGGCCUUGUGGACAGUGAUGGCAGCUCCUCUCCUCAUGUCCACGGAUCUCCGCACCAUCUCGCCGAGCGCCAAGGAGAUCCUGCAGAACCGCCUGAUGAUCCGGAUCAACCAGGACCCCCUGGGAAUCCAGGGGCGCAGGAUUGUCAAGGAGAAAUCCCACAUCGAAGUGUUCCUGCGCCCGCUGUCCCAGGCUGCCAGUGCCCUUGUUUUCUUCAGCCGGAGGACAGAUAUGCCCUUCCUCUACACGACCAGCCUGGCCAAGCUGCACUUCCCUGAGGAUGCCGUGUAUGAGGUCCAAGACGUGUUCAGCGGGAAGAUCAUCAGCGGCUUAAAGACAGGAGACAGCUUCUCGGUUGUUAUUAACCCCUCGGGAGUGGUGAUGUGGUAUCUCCAUCCCAUGGCACAGCCCUGGCAUGGUGUCAGACAGCAAGGCCCCAGCAAGGGUUUCCACCCAGUCCUUCUGUAA
Messenger RNA from Apaloderma vittatum (bar-tailed trogon), 966 nucleotides. It is a transcript of the gene NAGA, whose product is annotated as N-acetylgalactosaminidase, alpha-. The record is from RefSeq and is a predicted model, not a curated record. The annotation marks the transcript as partial. NCBI's taxonomy places the organism in Eukaryota, Metazoa, Chordata, Aves, Trogoniformes, Trogonidae. The transcript has 7 exons. Gene Ontology annotation, cellular component: cytoplasm. Gene Ontology annotation, molecular function: alpha-galactosidase activity. Gene Ontology annotation, biological process: glycosylceramide catabolic process; glycoside catabolic process; oligosaccharide metabolic process.